This is a messenger RNA of Helobdella robusta, 378 nucleotides long. RefSeq lists its product as hypothetical. Bases 1 to 378 code for a protein of 125 amino acids. NCBI's taxonomy places the organism in Eukaryota, Metazoa, Annelida, Clitellata, Rhynchobdellida, Glossiphoniidae. The transcript has 4 exons. The record is from RefSeq and is a predicted model, not a curated record.
AUGACCACGGUCAAGACAACAAUGUCACAACAAUACGUUCCGUUCAAGUUGUCCUAUGUCGAUUUUCCACCGAGGUGUGCUGGGGCUGGUAAUGUCAUUUGCAGCCCGGAUUACGAAAGAUUUGAUUCCCUACUAAAAAAAGCCAACGAAUGGCUAAAAACGCACAGCAACUUGAAGGUCAAAGUUUGUGAGAGUGUAGAGGUCAAAGGUCGUUACGAUGGGGUCGUCGACACGAACAAGAGCUGCUUCUUUGAGGCUGAUCAUAGCAAGAGAAGGAUGAGGAAUCUAUUUAUCAGGGUCCUAAGGCUGUGGAUUGUCCAAAAGGAGCCAACGGAUCCAAUAGAACCCCAGCAAAUCGGUUACAUUCGUAAACUGUAA